This is a messenger RNA of Aegilops tauschii subsp. strangulata, 1845 nucleotides long. The record is from RefSeq and is a predicted model, not a curated record. Lineage: Eukaryota; Viridiplantae; Streptophyta; Magnoliopsida; Poales; Poaceae.
AUGGCCAACUCCACCAGCCUUUGCGAGUCGACGCACAUCACCUGCGACCUGGCCGGGCACAUCAUAGAGCUCAACCUUGCCUACACAAGUCUGAACGGCACACUUGACAAGUUAGACUUCUCAGCCUUUCCCCACUUGAUGAGUCUCACCCUGAUCCGGAAUGGUCUAUUCGGUACGAUUCCAGCAGGGAUUAGCAACCUGACGAGCUUGGUCACGCUGAGGAUCAUGCAGAACCCGUACUUAAGGGGGCGCAUUCCACACAGCAUUGGACAGCUGAAGCAACUUUCUGUACUGCAACUGGAAGAAUUGGGGCUCCAUAGUACACUACCUGAAGAGAUUGGCAACUUGAUGAGCUUGAUAAUGCUCAAUAUCAAUUUGGUUACUUUGCCAGGAUCGAUCCCACCAACAAUUGGGAUGCUCAUAAAGCUCCGCGAGCUGAGUCUGAUAGGCAAUAAUUUGACAGGGAGCAUCCCAAUGGAGAUAGGAAACAUGACAGGACUGCAGAAGAUAGACCUUCAUGAGAACUAUUUGGGAGGGCAGCUGCCAGGUACCACCUCUCAUCUGGUCAAACUCCAGUAUUUGCAUCUGUCAGAAAAUCAGUUGGUAGGUCACAUCUUCCCCGGGCUUGGGAAUAGCAGCCUCUUAGAUAUAGUCGAUAUUGCAAACAACAACUUCUCUGGGUUCUUCCCAUCAUCCAUUGGCGUAGGAGGAGCGCUGCGUGUGGCCAGUGCUAGAUACAAUGGAUUUACGGGUAUUCACCAUCAGACAUUUCAAAACUGCACAACCCUACAAGAAGUUGACUUCACGGCAAACAACAUUGUCGCAGAGCUGAGUGACUGUUUUAGUGAGCAUCCAGGACAGCUUACCACCAUGGCUUUCAGUCAAAACCAGCUGCAUGGCACGCUUCUCACAGAUCGGGGUGAGGAUUUCCUUUGUAACCGUACUUAUUUAAGCUUCCUAGACCUAUCAAACAAUGCUUUACAUGGAGGUCUCUCCAAGUGUUUCUGGGAUUUGCCAUAUUUGCCAUUCAUGGAUCUGUCCAGCAACUCUUUCAGUGGUGUAGUUCCGUUCUCGAGGACAUGUGGAGAUGUUCUUACAUAUCUACUCCUAGCCAAUAACCAUUUUGGAGGCACCUUUCCACUGGGUCUUAAGACUUGCAAAAAGCUUACUAUUCUAGAUCUUGGAGGCAAUGACUUCUCUGGCACAAUACCUUCUUGGGUAAGCAUAAGUUUGCCCGAACUCAUCUUUCUUAGACUGUCAUCAAACAUGUUUGACGGCAUCAUACCCCAGGAGAUCUUACAAUUUCGCCAGCUCCAGUUAUUGGACUUGUCAAAAAACAAGCUCAUUGGACCUGUUCCAGACGAUUUUAGUAAUUUUACUGGCAUGACAGAAGAACAGAGAAGGUACCCUGACAGCAAAUUUUAUCAAGUGCAAAUUCAUAUAGUUUGGAAGAAUGUGGAUUAUGUUUACCAUCUGAGGAUAGCAGCCAUGGUUGUAUUCCGGAAGACAUUGGCAAUCUGGUACGGCUCCUUGGACCUCUCACUGAACCAGCUCUCAAGCAAUGGUUUGUCAGGGAGGAUACCUACAGUCAAUCAGCUGCAGACACUUGUAGACCCAUCGAUAUACAGCAAUAGUUCUGGGCUAUGUGGAUUCCCGUUGAAGGACUGUGUAAACUCGACACCGAUGCACAACGAAGUGAGCCAGGCUGAAGAUAGAGAGGCGUUGUGGUUGUAUUGCUUUGUGGCUGCUGGAUUCAUCUUCGGGUUCUGGCUGUACUGGGGCAUCUUCUUGUUCCGCAGCGAGGCCUGGAGAUGUGCAUUCUAUCAGCAUGUGGACAACAUGUAA